Molecule: messenger RNA, 6087 nt
Organism: Gymnodraco acuticeps
Lineage: Eukaryota; Metazoa; Chordata; Actinopteri; Perciformes; Bathydraconidae
Gene: kif20ba
Product: kinesin family member 20Ba
Biological process (GO): microtubule-based movement; mitotic spindle assembly
Cellular component (GO): nucleus; spindle microtubule
Molecular function (GO): ATP binding; plus-end-directed microtubule motor activity; microtubule binding
Source: RefSeq, a predicted model, not a curated record
CAAAUCCUCAUUUCAUCUGAUUGGUCCGUUUGAAAUUUGGACCGCGUCUUGUUGUUGUAUGAAGUUAGCGAAAACACACGGAAUAAUUAUCUUUAAACGAACCUAAUGUCCCAAAUACAACAGCCAGAAUGAUGGAAUCGUGCCUGAACACUAAGGCUGAGCGACGGGACCAUGUGGUGGUGGAAGACUUGAGGAGAGAUCUCGUAUCAGAGUUCGCCACAUUAACUUACCCACAGCUUUCCAGCGCCGACGAGCAGGAACACCUGAAGGUUUACCUCCGCAUCCGACCCUUCAGCGCAGCAGAGAGCCACAAUGGAGAGUCUCAGGACUGUGUGACUAUUGAGCCCCCGGACACAGCUUUACUGAAGCCUCCGAAACUGUCCCUUUCAGGGAGGCAUAGUUCGGACAAAUCUCUUCCUCAAACUGGACAACGCUUCCAGUUCUCCCAGGUUUAUGGUCCUGAGACUUCACAGAAAGACUUCUUCCAGGGAACAGUGAAGGAUUUGGUGAAAGACGUCCUGGAGGGAGGGAACUCUCUGGUUUUCACUUACGGGGUCACCAACGCCGGCAAGACCUUCACAUUCUUAGGUCCAGAUGCUGAUGCUGGCAUUCUGCCCCGCACCCUGGAUGUUAUCUUCAGCAGCAUCGGUGAGCAGGUGUUCAACGGGACGAGCAUCAAACCUCAGCGAUGCAGAGAGUUCACCAGACUCAACGCGGAGCAGCAGGCCGAGGAAGCCGCCUUCAAGAUACGCUUCUUCAGACAAUUUAAAGAGAAUGAGAGGAGCAAUGCCAGCCUGCAGAACUCCACCAACAAGUCUCUCUUUGAAGGCACCUCCAUGAUGGAUACUUCAGAGCAGAGGAUCAAUCUGGAAGUGGACACAAACACAAAGUUCUCUGUUUGGGUUUCUUUCUGUGAAAUCUACAAUGAGAACAUUCACGACCUCCUGGAGGCGGCACCCAGCGGAGCCAUGAAGAGGAUCAAUCUGCGCCUUUCACAGGACAUCAAGGGCAACUCCUUCGUCAAAGAUCUGCGCUGGGUUCAGGUGAAUACGGCAGAAGAAGCUUAUAAAGUGUUGAAGCUCGGCAAAAAGAACCAGAGUUUCAGCGAGACCCGACUCAACUUCCUGUCCAGCAGGAGUCACAGUAUUUUCUCCAUUCGGAUACUGAGGAUUGAAGACAUUGGGACUCUGCGGGUCCACACAGUCAGCGAGUUGUGUCUGUGUGACCUGGCUGGAUCGGAGCGGUGUGCAAAGACUCAGAAUAAAGGAGAGCGCCUGAAAGAAGCCGGGAAUAUUAAUAUGUCUCUGCUGAUCCUGGGAAAAUGUCUCAACGCACUGCGACACAACCAGCAGGCCAAGCCGCUGCAGCACGUUCCCUUCAGAGAGAGCAAACUCACCCACUACCUGCAGAGCUUCUUCUGUGGGAGAGGGAAAGCCUGCAUGAUCGUCAACAUCAACCAAUGCGCCUCCAUGUACGACGAGACCCUCAACGUCCUCAAGUUCUCUGCUGUGGCCCAGAAGGUGGUCGUCCUGUCGUCUCGUUUGCCUCCCAUCGCUCCCAAGAGGUCGGGGUGCGAGGUGUCCAUCAUCAUCAACACCGCUGACAGGGAUCGGCCCGGCAACCGGAGGAGCUCCCUGAUUGGCUGGGAAACCAGCCUAGAGGAUGUCCAGGAGGAUGAGGAUGACGAGGAUGAGGAAGAUCAGAGCCUGAUGGAGAGCACGAUGGAUCAGACGUGCGACGAAGAGGAAAUCACGCAGCAGGUGAAGCAGCUGCAGGUCCAGCUGCAGAAGGAAAGAGCGGAGAACCUUCUGAUGGAGACUCGGGUCAGAGAGGAAAUCGACAAAGAAUUCUCCGAGCUCUUCUCCAAGAUGGAAAACGAUUACAAGGAGCGCCUGUCGAGGGACAAAGAGAUCCUGGAGGAUAGAGCAGAAACUAGGAUGAAGAUAUUCAAGAAUCUCAUCGACACGAUGGCCGACGCUGGACCCGGGCAAGACGCAACAGCAAUGGAUGUGUUGGCUGCCUGUGAGGAGGAGAGGAGAGGAAGAGAGGAAGCCAUCUCUGCUCUGGAGAUCAUAACUACAGGAAGAGAGGAGGCUCUGGCAUCUUUCCAGAAGGAGAGAGGAGUCAACGAGAAACUCCUAGAAUCUGAGAGGACAGCGAAGGAAAAGGCCGUUGCAGAGCUCUCAGAAGAGAGUAAACAAAGGAUGGAGGUCGUUGCUUCUCUCUGUAGAGAAAGAAGAGUUGGACAGGAGGCUGAGAUUCGCCUGGAGAUGGAGAGGAAGGAGGUGAGACGACUAAUGGAGGAAAGAGAAACACUCCAACAGGAAGUCAGAGAGAAGACGUCUAGGCUGGAAACCAGCGAGCAGCAGGUGACCAGUGUGACGGUGAGAACAACUGAACAACUGGAGCAAAACCGCAAGGAUUUGCAGCAGAAAACCUCCCAGGUUCUCGCCCUGACACAGGAAGUGCAAAGCCUGACACAGGAAGUGCAAAGCCUGACACAGGAAGUGCAAAGCCUGAAACAGGAAGUGCAAAGCCUGAAACAGGAAGUGCAGACUUCAGCCACGUCUGAUGAUCAACUGAGAGAAGAAGUGUCCGAGCUCAGGAAGAACCUGGCCGAGGAAAAGGAGAACAAUGAGAGACAAGCAAAAGAACAACAACAACAACAGCAGCAAAAUCAACAAGAAGCAGCUUUAAAACAACAGAUUGAAGAUCUUAAGAAGCAGCUUCAGGAGCUGGAGGAGAUGUUGCAGCAGCCACCGGAGGAAGCACACGAUGCUGAAGACGUGAAACAGCUGAGAGAACACAUCCUGGCAUCAAAGGAGUUCAAUGAGAAGCUGCGAGAACAGGAAGUGGAAUCCCAAAAGCAUCUGGAUGAGUUCAAACACAAACUGAGUGUGCAGGAAACGACCUUCUGCGAGACCGUAAACGACCUCAAGUUAAAGCUCAGUGAGCAGGAGCAAAGCACGGAGUCGCUUAAAGUGCAGCUAGAAGAAGCUAAGCUAACAGAAUCAAACCUCUCCGUCUCCUCCGCUGCUGAAGAAGAUCUGAAGAGGCUGAACUCUGAUCUGCAAACUGACAUCACGUCCCUGAAGGCAAAGGUUUCAGACAUGGAGGAAAGCAGGACUGCAUCUCAGCUGCUGGAGAAACAGCUGCAGGAGAAGCUAGCAGCGGUGACCAAAGGGUCCGCAGAGAGAGAGGCAAAGAUGGCCUCCCUGAAGGAGCGUCGGGAGGAGGAAGACAUCCAAACGCUGCAGGAGAACAGACGGAAAGAGGCGGAGAGACGCAGGGAAAUGAUGGCCGUCGCUUAUGAAGCCAUCGCUCAGAAAGACGAGGAGCUGGAGAAGAGAGGCGAGGAAAUCAACAGACUAAAAGAAAGCACCAAGCAGGACUCGGACAAAGUGAAGAGUCUGAGCGUCGACCUUCAGAGGAAAGAGGACGACUCGUCAGACCUCACAGAGAAACUGGCCGACUACAAAAAGCAGAUCCAGCAGGUCCAGAAGGAGAUCUCGGCCAUGAGAGAAGAGGAGAAGCUUUCGAAGCAGAAGCUGACCGACAUGGAGAAAUCCAAGAGGCAGCUUCAGUCUGACAUCGCCAGCAGAGACAGAACCAUCCAGACACUCAGAGUGGAACAAUCCUCUGACUCCAAGACUGCCUCGCUCCACCAGAAAUCCUGCACAGACCUUGAAGCCACGCAGCGUGUGAUGGAGGAUAUGCGUCUGGCUCUGACGGAGCAGGAGGAGACGCAGGACCAGAUGGAAACCGUCCUGGAGGAGAAACUCACCGUCAUCCAGGAGCUCUCCAGCGAGGUGGAGAAGUUGAGAGGGAUGUUGUUGCAGCAGGAUCGCCGUGGAAACGAUGCAAACGAUCCAACAACCGGCCAAUCGGAUGACCUCAAACGGGCCAAACAGGAAGUGGCCCAGUCACAGGAACGCUUCAAGCUGUGUGCGGAGAAACAUCAGAGCGAGCGCAGGAAGUGGCUCGAUGAGAAGCUGCUCCUGAUUGGCCAGGCUAAAGAGGCGGAGGACAAGAGGAACCAGGAGAUGAGGAAGUUCGCUGAAGACCGAGAGCGGCACGCCCGACAGCAGAGCCAGCUGGAGUCGUUGUCCUCCCAGCUGGCGGAGAAGGAGCAGCUGAUGGAGAGAUGGAGGAAGGAGAGAGACACUAUAGUCUCAGCUCUGGAUGUCCAGUUACAGAAGCUGCUCUCCAGCCAAGUGGAGAACGAGAAGCUCAUCCAGCAGCUGCAGAGCAAGAGCACACACACACCAGCAGAGUCUGCUGAGGGUGAAGGUGUCAUGGCGGAGAUUCAAGCGGCUCUUUCUGAACGAGACUCUGAGAUCCUGAGACUGAAGGAAGAGCUCGAUGCUGCAAACAUCAAACAGGAGGAAACACAGAUCAAAACCACUGAAAGCGAAAGCCCUGCAACAUUGGUUGGGAAACCCCAGAGUGAAGGCAUCAAGAGGAAGUCAGGAGGAAGGCGGGACAACAGACUGUCCGUCAGCAGCCAGAGCUCCAAUGGCUACCCGUCAGUUUUGGACGCCUCUGAGAUUUCCACGGAGAACGGCAGGAUGAGUCGUUUCCCUCGGCCGGAGAUGGAGAUUUCCUUCAGCCCUCUGCAGCCGAACCGCCUGGCUCUGAGGCGCCAAGGAGAGGAAAACUCCGUCACCGUCAAAAUCACCCGGUCGUCACGCAAGAGGAAGAGCGUGGAGAUGGAAAAGCUAAGAAGAUGAUGAGUCUGGUGAGCGGUCGUGGUGACUUAGAAUCAGCUUCCUCCUCGUCUUCAUCGCUCAGCCUGAGACUCAAGAAGAGCAAAAGGAAACUGUACAGACCUGAGAUCUCCACCCCGAUUGACAUGCCCUCCCAUCCAAUAAUCAGCAGAAGGUCGGAGGAGAAAGAGAGCGACCAUCAGAUCAUCAAGAGACGUCUUCGCACGCGGACGCCUAAACAUUGAGCCUCCUUAUGUACUCACACUCUGACCAGAUGAAGGAAGCAUUAGGCUAUCUUCUUAAUUUAUAUUUAAUCUAAAAAGCGCAUAUUUGAAUAGUUAAAUAGGGAGGUUUUAGAAGAGGUAGAAUCACUAACUGGUUAUAAGGUUAAAGAAUGUUCUCACUGAUGACGAUGUUUUACAGAAUGCUGGUUUAUUUCUUUACACUACUUAUAAGGAAUUCUACAAAAGAUGCUUUUUUGUUUGCCAUCAAAUGACUCCAGAAUCCCACUGUGUAUAUCCACUGUUUAUCAUUUACACCUUUCUCUUAACUCUUAUGUGCAAUUGUCUUAUCCUAAUGUGUGGUUAUGCUGGAGUCGAGUUGCUUUUUGUUAGGUUCCUUCAAACCUUACUGAAUGCUUCUGUGACACGUCACUGAUUUUACUUUCUAGAAUAAUCAAAGCUGCUCUUAGAGCUCCGGGAAGUUCACAUUGUUUAACGUUUAUCCCAUCGGUUUAGAUAAGACGUUUAUAGAAGAGGAUUAAGGCCACAUUUUUUUUUAGAUCUGACCAAAAGUGAAUUCUGGAAAAAGUCAGAUUUCUUUUUCUAAGAAUUGAGAAAAGUAACUCAGAUUUAAAGUCGAAAUGUUUCCUUUUUUUUCAAAUGUUCUUUUUGUAUAACCGUUCAUAUAGGACGUUGUUUUGAAACCCAACACUCUUGAUUUUGUCUCGGAAUUCAAAUUAGAAUCUAAAAAUUCAGUGACUUUUUUCUCAGAUCUGAGAAAAAAGUCACUGUCGGAUAUAAAAAAAAUCCACAUCUGGCUCUUCCGUUUAAGUUAGAUAUUCGAGACGCUGUAUUAUAUUUUGUAUCUAUCUGUACAUCAACACGACUAACUGAACUCUCACUGCACUUUAUUCUUUAUUUCUAACAAUCUUAGCCCUGAACCAGGAAUCCUCUGUUUUACUGAAACUCGUUUCUUCAGCUUUAGAGCGUGUUUUUGUUUCUCGCUGAAGGACAGCCGAGAGUUCCUGAGGUUCAUCACAACAUGCCGUCUGAAAUUGUGCACUUUUCUCUUGAUUAUUAUUGUUAUCAUGUUUUCCUCCUUUUUGAAACCUUGUUCUCAAAGUCUUAUCAGUCAUUAAAAUACGAGACUGCUUCUAAUA